AUGGAGCCUGUGGAGAAGUGUUUAAAGGAUGCUAAUAUGGACAUAAGGGAGAAGGUGAAGGCUAUCGGUAAGGGAAGAGCCUGCAUAAGACAAAGUAGGAGAAGCAGUUGUCAAGCUUCGGACACCAAUGUAGUGCCGGCCGAAGGCUCUCCGAUGCUUAAGUCAGCUGAAGUGAAAGUGGAAGGUUUGCACAAAGUUUCGAUGUGGGACUUUGUGCAAGUUGCUGUGGUGGUGACACGUGUCUUGGAGAUUAGGUUCGGCAGUCAGGAGCUUCAGAUCCCCAAGGUGCAACAGCUAUUGCAGGAUGUGUUCAAGGGGAAGGAGCUGUGCAAGGGCAUUAAUCCUGAUGAGGCUGUGGCAUAUGGUGCCGAUGUUCAUGCUGCUGUCUUGAGUGGUGGGAAUCUAACUGGGAAGCUUCAAGACUUCACUCUUUUGGAUGUCACCCCUCUCUCACUUGGUGUGCGGUGCAUGAAAACUGAUACUUUGAAGGAUUACAUGAAUUUUGUGAUUCCAAGAAACUCUAGAAUUCCUGUGAGGAAGAAAACGAAUUUAAUAACUAUUCGGGACAACCAAGUUACUGUCAGGUUCCCAAUUUAUGAGGGGGAGAGUGAAAAUUACAUGAACAAUAACUUUUUGGGUGAGUUUUACCUUGAUGGCAUUCUUCCAGCUCCCAGGGGAGUUCCUAAAUUUGAUGUUUGCUUUGAUAUUGAUUCCAACGGUAUCCUGAGUGUAUCUGCUGAGGACACGUCCACCUGCCAAAAGAAAGGCAUUACAAUCAACAGUGAUAGAAGAACCUGUGAAGGAAUUGAGCCAGCGAUGUAA
Prunus armeniaca (apricot) is the source of this 822-nucleotide messenger RNA. Lineage: Eukaryota; Viridiplantae; Streptophyta; Magnoliopsida; Rosales; Rosaceae. The record is from the annotation of a GenBank genome assembly.